This is a messenger RNA of Physcomitrium patens, 237 nucleotides long. The record is from RefSeq and is a predicted model, not a curated record. NCBI's taxonomy places the organism in Eukaryota, Viridiplantae, Streptophyta, Bryopsida, Funariales, Funariaceae.
AUGACUUCUUUGAAGAUACUUAAUUUAAAAUACUGCAAUAGUUUAAGAUUAUUACCAACAUCAAUAAGAAGUCUUCAUGCUUUAAAAAACCUUAAUAUUGAAGGGUGCUUAAAUGAAUUGGACAACCUCACAUCUAUGACUACCUUUGAUACAAGAGGAUGCUCAAACUUGACAUUAUUGCCAAAUGAAUUAGACAACCUCACAUCUUUGACUACCUUGAAUAUAAGUGAAUGCUCA